UGAGGUCGCGAACGGAAAUUGCAAUACCUAAUCCGCAUGGUAUCAAGCUUUGUCUUAAAGUCAGGCCUGCGCCUUCUGUGACUGCUUUGUCGUCGACGACAAGCUUGCGUUUAUAGCCCAUCCUGAAGCUGUGUUUUGAAGGAAACUCCCAAACAAGACGUCCCAUCAACAUCUACUCUGUGUCCAAGGCCACUUAUGCAGUACUUUGCAUCCACAUCUUGGCACACCGACGCCUCUCCACUCAGCAGUACACACGGGAACUUACAACAGCACGAGGCGCUUGCUCAACGCCUCACAACGUUUCCAAUCGUGCAACCGACACAGAAAAUGGUCAACUAUCCGCAAAAAAUGGCCCUCAUCGAGAAGCUCUCCGUUCCACAUUUCCAUUGCUCUCGGGUCGUAAUCCGGCGAGAACCCGCGAUUUGUGGUGCACGGAUGGGGCAUAAUGCCUUAUCCAUAUUAUGGACCGGUGGAAAGCCUUCCGAUUGGGGUGGUCGACUUCGGGGCAUGGGAAGCGGCAUCGAUGCUUGUCGUGAGGUGUUCGAGUUGGCUUGAGAGAUGUUGGGAGAUACAGUGAGGAGCUCUAAUCCGAAUUUAAAUAUGUACUAGACUAGUACAAAAUAUAAGCCAGCCUUAAACAUACAGUUUCGAUGAGAAUUGGAAUGCGAUUCGUGGAACUCGCGAG
Molecule: messenger RNA, 685 nt
Organism: Westerdykella ornata
Lineage: Eukaryota; Fungi; Ascomycota; Dothideomycetes; Pleosporales; Sporormiaceae
Exons: 2
Coding region: 196-555 (119 amino acids)
Source: RefSeq, a predicted model, not a curated record